Ctenocephalides felis (cat flea) is the source of this 528-nucleotide messenger RNA. Its product is annotated as plant intracellular Ras-group-related LRR protein 7-like. The record is from RefSeq and is a predicted model, not a curated record. Gene Ontology annotation, molecular function: protein binding. Bases 178 to 528 code for a protein of 116 amino acids. Lineage: Eukaryota; Metazoa; Arthropoda; Insecta; Siphonaptera; Pulicidae. The transcript has 2 exons.
AGGAACUAUUAAUAUCGGGCUGAAUUAACAAUUAACAAAUUUUAAGUUGAAUUUAUUUGAGUGAAAUGAAUUGUUAAUGAAAAUUGCAGGUUUAUUGUGAUCAGAUAUCCAGUUGUAAACUCCAGCUAAGAACUUCAAACUGCAAACUUAUAAUUUGCAACCUGCUAAUCCGAAAUCAUGGAAAACUGGUCCACAAACGCGAUCAUUAACUGGAAUCAUCAUGGAAUUAUGGAGUUGCCAAGUGAAUUGGAACAUUAUGGCAGUAGCGUGAGGGAAAUGCAUUUACAACAUAAUAGAAUUCAAACUUUGCCGCCAUGGAUCACGUAUUUAAGGAAUUUGAGUGCACUUUAUUUGGAUAAUAAUAAUUUGCGGGAUAUUCCGGAGGAAAUUGGCACCUUGUCGCACCUGACUGAUCUGAACUUAAGUAGUAACAGUUUGAGCAAACUUCCGCAAGAGAUCAAAUCUUUACACAGUUUGACGAAUUUAAUCAUUACUGAUAAUAACUUGACCAAUUUGCCCGGUAAGUAG